Messenger RNA from Oncorhynchus kisutch (coho salmon), 3050 nucleotides. Its product is annotated as BTB/POZ domain-containing protein 17. Gene Ontology annotation, molecular function: protein binding. The coding region runs from base 208 to 1656 and encodes 482 amino acids. The transcript has 3 exons. NCBI's taxonomy places the organism in Eukaryota, Metazoa, Chordata, Actinopteri, Salmoniformes, Salmonidae. The record is from RefSeq and is a predicted model, not a curated record.
GAGGCGCCAGGCGGGGAAAAAAGGCCAGGCGUCCUACAUAAAGAGUCCGGGACGGGGAGUCAGGGCGCCACAACGGGGAAACCCACCUCUUGCACACACUCACACAAAGACAUUAAGCACUAAGGGGAAGACGGAAAGAGUGAAACGAAGAAAAAGAAGGAACAGAGAAGAGAGAGAGAGAGAGAGGGGGGAUAUAUAUGACUAGAUAUGGCACACACCUAUGAAGGAGGAAUCCCUGCCCGGGUCUAUCUGGGAACCCUGCUCGUGGCUCUUUGCUUCCACCCCAUCUCCGUUGGAGGAGCCGCACUGAAGCAGGAGGUGGCGCUGGAGAAUGGCGCCACAACGCUGAAUCACUCCAUGGCAAUGGUGCAGCGCAUGGAAGGUCUUCUGGCCCAAGGCAACGGCAGUGAUGUGGCCCUCCGCGUGCAGACGGUCAACACGGAUGAGGUGAAGGUGAUCCAGGCGCACACGCUGGUGCUCUCGCUGCAGAGCGAGGUGUUUGAGGAGCUGCUGCUCAGCCACAACACCAGCACCUUGGUCCUGAGAGAGCCUGCCGACUGUGCUGCUGUCUUUGACAAGUUCAUCAGGUACCUCUACUGCGGUGACAUCUCAGUGCGCCUGGACCAGGCAAUCCCUCUGCACAAGCUGGCUAGCAAGUACCGUGUGUGGAGCCUCCAGCAGGGCCUGAGCCAGUACAUGACAGGGCACCUGUCCAGCGACUCCCCGACCGGCCACGUGGUUGGCUGGUACCAGUACGCCAUGCAGAUCGGCGACGCCAACCUGAGGGACAGCUGCCUCCAGUACCUCUCCUGGAACCUGUCGUCGGUGUUGCAGAGCGGCGAGUGGGGCUCCAUCAGCGACGACCUGCUGCUGUCCCUGAUGCAGCGCUCCGACCUCAUCCUGCAGAGCGAGCUGGAGCUCUACGAGGCCCUGGAAGCCUGGAUCGGCCAGAACCAGCCGGCCGGCAUAACGGUGGAGAAUGCCCUGAGGCAGGUGCGCUACGGCAUGAUCCCCCCGCAGCACCUGUUCCGUCUGCAGAAGCAGUCACCAGUCAUGCUGAAAUACUACGAGUCCAUCCGUGACCUGCUCUUCCUGGCCUUCCAGUUCCACUCGGCCUCGCCUGUCCAGCUGGCCAAAUACUUUGACGUCAACUGCAGCAUAUUCACGCCACGCAACUACCUGUCACCGUCCUGGGGCUCUCCGUGGGUCAUCAAUAACCCCACGCGCGAUGACCGCAGCUUCAGCUUCCAGACCCAGCUGGGCCCCAGCGGCAGCGACGCCAGCAAGCGGGUGACCUGGAACGCCCUGUUCUCCCCGCGCUGGCUCCCGCUCAGCGUGCGCUCCGCAUAUACAAACGAGAUGCAGGCCACACGCACUGACGGCGGUCGUCCUCGCAUCAUCGUCACCCCAGCCACUUCCAGCCCCGACUUUGCAGGUGUGAGCUUCCAGAAGACGGUGAUCGUGACGGCGAGGCAGGGGGGUAAAAUGGUGGUUCGUCACGUCUACAACUUCCACCAGAGCACUGAGGAGGCCGGGGAUUUCCUGGUGGAAGCCGACCUUCACCGCCGGGCGUCUGAAUACCUCAUCGACAGCUCCCUCUACCUGCACGUCGUGGUAAAGCCCCUUUACCACAGCCUCAUCGUUGCCAGGAAAUAGGCCAAGAGGUUGUUGUUGCCUUAGUAACCAACGGUUCCCAUUAGAUGGUCAAGUUGCAGAGUAAAAAUUGGCUAUAUCAUAAAAAAAUUAUGAAAACAAAACAUUUGCUUUUUAGUCUUAAUUUAAGGUACACGGCAUAAGGUUUGCAGUGUGGUUGAGGUUAUAUUUCAAGAACAGAAAUGGUAGAAAUAGUCUGGGUGUAUGACUUUGGAACUUGCCCAGACAGUGAUGACCGUAACCAACCACCCUCCCUGCUGAGUCCCCCCCUAGCCUGCAGACAAAGUCACACAUGCACACACUCAUAUCACAACUCCUGUUUAUUGGCCUGGUACUGGGCACCUCUGUUCUACAUAAGGUAAUGGUACUUUUUACAGUAGUGGUUAAGUUUGUCUCCAAACUGUUUUAGCUCUGAAAAGAGGUGUAUGGAGCCAGCUGUAACAGUUUUUAAACCUUUAUUUAACUAGGCAAGUCAGUUAAGAACAAAUUCUUAUUUUCAAUGACGGCCUAGGAACAGUGGGUUAACUGCCUGUUCAGGGGCAGAACGACAGACUUGCCAGCUCGGGAGUUUUGAACUUGCAACCUUCCGGUUACUAGUCCAACACUCUAACCUCUAGGCUACCCUGCUGCCCCAACUGUACUGCAUCUAUUAAAGAAGUCAAUGAAAGAGUUUCAGAUAAUAACAGUUCCUCCACAUUGUCCCUCCCCACAAAUCUUACACACAUGGUAGGGGCAAACACGACUGCACUGUAUUUGUUUGAGAUAUGAUUAUGUCAAUAGUUGGAUAUUUCCUUGAUUGCCCCUGAUUAGAGGAAAGGCACAUUCUUUAUGAAAUAUUUAACUGUAUGAUGUUAUCUGCAUAGCUAUAGGAUACUACUAGUAAAUCAAAGUGUCAGUUAUUGGUAUUGUUUCCAUGAGCUGAACUCUCACUUUGUUGGUGCUAACCAAACCUCACAGGAUCAAGUGAAGCUUCUUUCGUCACUUUGCACACUGCCAACACCAUAAGUACAGGCCAUUUUAAAAGCAUGCAUUCAUACCAUUAGUCACAAUCACACACAUACGUUUACAGGCCUAAAUGUUAUAGCCAUGCUGAUACUCAGUGACUGGACAAUUCCAAUACCAGAGUUUCUCUAGAAGCCAUUUUGCUGUUGCCCUACUCUUUUGCAAUUGAGGAGCAUUUCUAUUGAAUCUUUAAGCCAACCUGCAGUAUUAGUGCUAUUAGAAGGAUUGUGUUGUUGUGAGUAGUGCUUAUAUAAUGAAUUAUGCACAGACCUAUGGAUGACAUUGUUGGUCUAAAUUAUACUUCCGGGUCUUUAGAAUGUUACUGGUUCAUGUAGCUACCAUAUCUCUCUAUGUCCUCUUCCUAUAUCCUGAAUAAAAUGUUAUUUUACCCAGUC